AUGGACCGCUACGCAGAAAUGUCGCAGCAGACACUGGUCGUCUCAAAUCCUUCUGCCUUGGGCAGUGAUGAGCGGCAAGUACACCAGUCGUGCAGUCCUGCUAAAUGUUUGCGGAACCGAAAUCAAAACUCGUCGUCGUGCAGCUGCAGUAGCAGAACCAACGAUGGCGGCCAUUCCAAAAGUUUGGCCGCGGUGGAGGAUUCAAACCUCAGUCUGCAGUUGAAUACUGUUUUGAAUAUGCAGGAUCUGUUUUCACAGAACGGUUACGGUUGUGAAAUUCAUGAGCUGAGGUCAGGAUCAGCUGAAGAAAGGAGAUUCCGUUCUAAAGUAAGACUAGAUCUUAAUAAUGACGAAGUUUGCCCUGAUAAUUCGGAUAAUUGUAAUAUCGAAGUUAACCGAAUUGUCAAAGCUGUUGAGGUUUUUGAGUCAGAAGAAAUUGACGAAGAUGUCGGUUUCUCGGAUACAAAGUUAGAUUUGAAUGAUGAGGAGUCAGUACUUGAUGGCAACCAAGAACAUGAAGAGUCACUGGCAGGUGAUGAGGAUGGAAAUGACAACACAGAUGAGGCAACCCAAGAUGAUGGAGAGAGUACACAAGACGGAGGCGAGCAGAAAAAGUUUUCAAAGAGCUACUGGCGCAAGCAGAGAAGACUGAGACUCAAGGAAAGACUCCUUGCAGAGAAAAUGCUAAUGGAGAGUAACCCAGAUCUUGCUGCAGAAGAGAAGGAAUGUUUAAGACCCCAGAAAGGAGUAAAAUCUAAAGAAAUCGACUACGACAACUACCUGCCGGCCCAUGUCCUCAUGCACGUCAAGCGGGACCUGGUCAGUGUGCUCAUGGAGUACGGUCAGACCAGGGAGGUCAAAGUCGCCUUCAAAGACAUGGAGAGAUCCGGCCCACACCACGCCUCCAGGUUUCACACUGCAGCUAUUGUUGAUACGGAGACCUUCCCUGUAGGAUCUGGGUCUUCCAAAAAGAAUGCAAAAAAGGCAGCGGCUGCACAGGCUCUGAAGAUCAUGUAUGACAGGGGCCGGAAAAACCUGGAGGUUGUCAACGAGGUGGCUCACAAGAAACUGAAGGCAAUGUCUGAUGAGGAGGUUGGAUCUCAUGCCCACAGAGUUGUGCUAGUGUCUCGCCAUGUCUUAGACACAGCUGAAGAGACCCAGUUCAUCAACUAUAGCAAGGAUAAGAUUGCAGCCACAUUUGUUCUGGAAUACCAUGGCAGGAUGCGAGUUGUGGGCCUGGGCACUGGUAACCGCUGCAUCUUGUACCAGCAUCUGACACUGGAUGGUAAGAGGGUCAUCCACUCGCAUGCUGAAAUCAUUGCCCGGCGAGCCUUCCUUCGCUACCUGUAUAAACAACUGCUGACCUACAACGGCAACCGCUCCCACCCAGUCUUCACCCGGAGCGACACUGGCAAGCUGAAACUGAGGGAUAAGAUACAAGUCCACUUGUACAUCUCCCGUCCUCCGUGUGGGGAUGCUGCCGCCUUCCCCACCAUCAGCAACUUCCCUAACAAGAUGAGGGCUAUACGCAAGCAAGGCCAGCUAAGGACUAUCAUUGAUGAUGGGGAAGGUGCGAUCCCAACAGACUUCUCUGUACCAGCAGGAGCUAAUGGCAAAGAGAGGUUACGCAUCAUGACCUGCAGUGACAAGAUCUGUCGCUGGAACGUGCUGGGUGUGCAGGGGGCACUCCUCUCUCAUUUCCUGGAUCCCAUCUACAUCAGCUCCCUAGUUAUAGGCAGCCACACAGGAGAUCAGCGUGGCCACGUGCCACGUGCGGUUUCUGGUCGACUCAAGUGUGGCCGUCUGCAUGAGGUUAUCCAGCGGCCCUUCCACAUCAACACGCCGGACAUCCACUAUCCCCACGAUGACCUGGCUGACAACUACAACAUCACAAAGUCCAAGCAGUACUGCAUCACCUGGUCUUACGGUGACUCUGAUGCUGAAGUGAUUGAUGCUAUAACCGGGGUCACUAACAUGGAGACCAUGGAGGAUGUCAUUCCCUCGCGGGUGUCCAAGAUCACACUGCACAAUCUCUUCCAACAAGUCUGCAAGAAGUAUGGACAACACGACCUAGCCAGUCUUGACUACCUCAAGGCCAAACGCGCGGCCACCACUUUUCAGAGGAUGAAGAACUUUGUAGGCCAGCACCUUGCUGCCAUGGGUUUCGGCCAGUGGUAUUCGCUGCAGGACACCUAUGGAACGGACAGUCUUGGCUGUCCUGGGCCGUGCUAG
Messenger RNA from Candidula unifasciata, 2232 nucleotides. Lineage: Eukaryota; Metazoa; Mollusca; Gastropoda; Stylommatophora; Geomitridae. The record is from the annotation of a GenBank genome assembly.